CUCUCGGCCGCGGACUCCCGCCCAGCCCUCGCAUUUGUGCCCUCGACUGUCCGGCGGGAAGCUUCCUUCGAAGCCAAACCUCAACUGGACCGUCUCACUUAUGACCUCAUAAUGGAUCGCUGCGCGCCGUCUUCCGACGCCAAUUACGAUUCAGCCGAUUUAGAAGUUUUAGAACAUUACGAAAUCAAUAGGGAACGUUUCAAAGAUGAACGUGACGGUAUCCAGAAAAAGACUUUCACAAAAUGGGUAAACAAGCAUUUGGCUAAGGCUGGAUGCAAAGUUGAUGAUCUCUUUGUUGACUUACGAGAUGGCUUUUCACUCGUCACACUACUCGAAGUGCUCACUGGGGAACGAUUGCCCCGUGAAAAUGGCUACACUCGCUUUCAUAGGAUACAGAAUGUGCAAUACUGUCUAGAUUUUUUGCGGAAGAAAAGUAUCAAACUAGUAAACAUCCGGCCAGAGGACAUCGUUGAAGGAAAUGGGAAACUAACGCUUGGCCUGAUAUGGACCAUCAUUCUCAACUUCCAAGUGUCCGUCAUAAAGAAGCGUCAAUUAGAGGAACAGCUGAACUCUGAAAACUACAGUAAUUCUACUCAGGUAGCAGAAGCACUCCACGCAAGCGACGCAUCGUCGGCGCGCGAUGCCCUUCUACAAUGGGCUCGAAAGGUAACGAGCGGCUAUCCGCGCGUGAAUGUGACCAAUUUUUCCUCGUCAUGGAAGGAUGGCCUUGCAUUUAAUGCUAUUCUUCAUCGGUAUCGACCAAAUCUCAUUGAUUGGAAUAAGGUCAGUGACUCGUCAGUAUCGAACCGUGAACGUCUCGAGAAUGCGUUCGCAGCGGCAGAGAGGGAAUUUGGAGUGGAUCGACUACUUGAUCCACAGGACGUUGACACCGAUCAUCCAGACGAAAAAUCUAUCAUCACUUAUGUGUCAUCUCUCUACAAUGCAUUACCGCCACUCCCCGAGCUGUCCAAGAGCAACUUGGCUGACCUGAUCAGCAGGUUGACACGAGGCAUUGGCAUUACCAAUGAAAAACUCGACCUGAUUCUCCAACGAAUUGAAGAGGUCGAGUCACGAGUGGAUUCAGCUCGCCCUGGAGAAAUUGAGAGAGCUGUGAAUGAAAUUGUGGACGAUCUAAAUGCUCUUGAAAUUCCCAUUGGAGGCUUCUUCGAAGAUGUAGAGGAACUGAAGGCAAAUAAUCAUCCGGAGGCCAACGACUUCUAUCGACAAGUAUACGGUCUCCAUCAACGUCGCACUGCGUACCUGGAUCGUCUUACUAAUCAAUUACUCGUUCGUUUGGGUGUACGCACUGAAACACUGAGAAAAGAAAAUGCCGCUCGACUUGAAUCUGUCCGUACGUCAACAUUCAGCAGAGUACAGGAAUGCAUUGAAUGGGUCCGCGUUCGACUGGAAAAGCUCUCUGAAAUGGAGUUCCUGGAAGACCUUGAAACAUUGGAAGAAAUGUUCGAGCAGCAUAAGCUAGACAACAGGGAUAUACAGGAUUUUCGCCAAAAUGUGGAUGAAUGCAUCGCACGUCAGGCUGAAGUCUCUGCGGAAGAUACGUAUGAGUACUGCGAACUUCUACGUGUGUUAGAAUCCGAGUACCAGCAACUGCGAGACUUAUCUGCUGGAAGAAUGCUUGACUUAGAUUCACUCAUAGCCUUUGUACGAGCUGCUCAGCUGGAAUUGGUAUGGGUGUCUGAAAGAGAGGAAAUCGAAGUGACCCGCAAUUGGUCCGACAUCAAACAACUGGACUUACCAAUGCUCACCAACUACUACAAACAGCUUCUUCAUGAAAUGGAACUUCGUGAGAAGCAGUACAAUGACGUUCACAACCAAGGAGCUGCGCUGCUCAAUCAAGGUCAUCCAGCGGUUCAUGUGAUCGAAGUCUACUUGAGAACGAUGCAAAACCAAUGGGAUUGGCUACUGGCCUUGAGCAAAUGCUUGGAAGAACAUCUGCGAGAUGCGCUUAAUUUGAAAUCGUUCACCGAAGAGGCUGCAGAUGCAGAGGCUUGGAUGGAAGAACAAGCUAUACGCUUGGAAAACAACUACAAUCGAACCGAUUUUGACUUAGAGGAGGGAGAAAGACUUUUACGUGAACUGGAUGAGAUGAAGGAGAUCUUAAACAAGUACCACUCCGUAUUGAUGGCCUUGACUGAACGAUGCGCAACUAUCUCUCCACUUUGGCAAAGAGGAGAGCGCAUCUCCCGUCCUAUCGCUGUAACAGCGUUGUGUGAUUACUCGGACAAAACCGUUCAUAUCAAAGCUGGUGAUGAGGUGACUCUGCUGGACAAUUCUGACUUGAUCAAAUGGCAAGUGCGCGAUCUUUCCGGCGCCGAAGGAACAGUACCAUCAGUUGUGUUCCGCAUCCCACCUCCGGAUCCUAAGUUGACAGCCUACUUGAAUCGGCUACUGCAGCAGUUCGAGAAACUGAAGAAGCUAUGGGAAAAGAAGCAUCGCAUGGUCCGCUUCAACAUGGUGCUGAAUACAAUGAAAACCAUCCAAGGUUGGGACCUGGAUACAUUCAAUGCUAUCGACCCUGAACAACGCGAUGCUAUUAUGCGUGCUCUGAACGACGAUGCUAACAAGUUACUGGCAGAAAUGGAUCCCAAUGAUCCGCUUGCCUUACGUUUGAAAGAGGAACUCAGACGCACUAACGAGCACUUCUGGAAUCUGCUAAAUGCGAGCCAGAAGCCUCCCGAGCCAGACCAUUCUUCAUUAUUCGACGAGAAAAUAGGUGAUCUCCUGAGAAAACUUGAGGACGCUUGGCGUAAACUCAAUGAUAAUGCUGGAAAACCGCUGUCAAGGAAUCCUGAUGAGCUAGAAAGAGUGAUAGUGGAUCACAAGAGCUUUGAAGACGCUCUGCAGGCUUUGGACGCAGAUGUCGCCAACAUUAAAGAGUUGUUCCGCCAACUUCCAAAUCCCACACCCACACAAAGGGUCAACAGUGAUAGGCUCAACAGUCUUUGGGAAGAUCUUUGGGACCUGUCACGCAUGUACGUCGAGAGGAUCAAGGUACUUGAAUCCGUGCUAAACGGCAUGCUGGAGGUGUCUGACAUCGUUCGAGCUCAUGAAAUCACUUUGAAUUCGUUUGAUGAUCUACCAGCAGCCCUUGACAAAUUACGUGGUCAUCAUUCUCAACUUCUUGAGAUGAACAUGGUGCUUCAGCAACAGCAAACCGUCGUGGACGCAUUGAACAAGAACGUCGCUUUGCUUAGACAGCACGUCGCCCGUACCCGUAUCGGACAAAGCAGCCAUCCCGACGUGGAUAGAGUUGAGGAUGAGGUGCAACAACUGAAUGUACGUUGGGAGAACGUAUGUGCUCAAGUAGCCGAGCGAUUGAAAGCAGCCGAGCGCGCCCUACAAACGCAGAUGGUGUACAGAAGCGAGUAUGAAAACGAAACGGCAUGGUUGGACCGCGUUGAAGCAACCAUCAACAAAUUACGUAGACCUGAAGAACUGCAGCCGGAACAGUACCAGCAGCAGCUUGAUCUUCUCGUCGCAGAAUACGCUCAACUUCAAGAGAGAACCGAAGCCAUCGAGAAUGUGAACAGAGAAGGUGGAAAAUUCAUUCGUGAAGCCAAAGGAUACGAUAGUCGCAUGGGUCAAUUCCAUGACACGAUUGUCGGCAUCCACGGACCAGCAAUCAAGCAGGAGUUCCGACGCACCAAACCUCAACCCAAGAAUGGAGCGCAGAUUGUCACUGAAGAACUCGAGGCUCUUAAUAGACGAUUCGCUCAAUUGAGCAGCUUGAUCCUUGAAAGGCGCAACACUAUGCAGGUGUUGAUCCAAAAUUGGAAACGACAGAAGCAGGAGGAGGAAGACAGGCGAAAAGCCGAUGAAGAAGCCAAACGUCGCGCCUUUGAGGCCGCGCGUUUGAAAGCUCUCGAAGAUGCAGACAGGCUGCGGAGGGAGCGGGAAGCCGCCGAGGCAGCGCGACGUGCGGCGGAGGAGGCCGACAGGGCCAGGCGCCUCGCUGAGGAAGCAGAGAGGGCAAGGAAGGCAGCCGAAGAGGCUGAAAGGCGGCGUCGUGAAGAGGAGGAGCGCAAGCGAAGAGAGGACCAGAAAAGACGAGAUGACGAGGACCGCCGUCGUCGGGAAGAGGAGGAAAGGCGAAAGCGGGAAGAGGCUGAGAGAGAAAGGAAACGGCGCGAGGAUGAGGAUAAAGAGCGACAGCGACGCGAGGAUGAAGAGCGCGAAAGGCGACGUCGAGAAGACGAAGACAGGCGACGUCGCGAAGACGAAGACAGGCGACGUCGUGAAGAUGAAGACAGACGGCGUCGCGAAGAAGAGGAAAGACGGCGUCGUGAAGAAGAAGAGAGGCGGCGCAAGGAACAAGAGAAGAAAAAGAUGCCUCCCCUGAACAUUGUGCAAGGUAACCAGAUGCAUGAGGUGGUCGGCCAAGAAAAUCCUGACGAGUGGGAGGUUAUGGGUGAUCUACCGGACGUGGCAAAAAUCACUGAACACGAGGACGAAAUGCAAAUGUAUCAGGAAGAAACAGUAACUAAGACGCAGUUCUACGAAAUGGAGGGCACUCUGCACAAGCAGACAGGAGAAAUCUUGACUUUCGUAGAAGCCGUCCGCCAGGGUCUCCUUGACCUCAGCGCAGGCGGAGGACAGUUCUUCGACAUUCACUCAGGCCGCAUCAGUCUCGAAAAGGCCGUUGAACUUGGUUACAUCGAUGGUGCUUUUAACGACGUUCUCAACACUCGUUACGGCAUCCGCCACCCUGAAACCCGUGAGGAGUUGACACUUCUUGAAGCCAUUCAGAUCGGUCUGUAUGAUCCCGAGACUAGACAUCUGUACGACAUCCAUACCGGCGAAAUGCUUGAACUCUACGAUUGGGUUUCCAGAGGCAUCCUCACCAUGGACACUCAGAGGAGAUUGGUGAAAAUGGGUAUCUUGAAGCUUCCACCUAUGGCACUGCAUAGCGCUAUUGACCAAGGUGUUCUGAACACCGUAUCUGGUCAUUUUGUUGGCAAGUAUUCGCAUGAGUCAAUGCCCAUCAAAGACGCUCUGUAUCACGGCUAUCUUCAACUAGUUUCUUCCCAGCAGUUCCCGAUGAUAGCUAUCACCCUCAGUGACGCCAUCAAAGAGGGUUUCAUCAACGCUAACAAUGGUGAAUUUGAUGAUAAGAACAGCAAGGACACUUUCACUCUCAGAGAGGCCUGUUCGAAACAACUAGGUCUGCUCAACCUGUAUGUGCCUGAGGUUGUGAACACGGCUGAAAAUACCAGGUUGGAUCUUAAAGACGCCAUGCUAAGAAAUGCUAUCAACACUCGCAACGGGAACUUUACUGACCUCCAGACCCGACGCACACUCUCGCUUCGUGAGGCCUACAAUGAGGGUUUAAUUUCAAAACCAGCGACAUUGACGGAGAUGUUGGAGAAGGAUCUUAUCGAUUCUACGAAUCACUUCAUCGAUCGAGGAACGAAGCAUAGGCAUACGCUCCUUGAAGCCAUUGCUGCUGGUGUCUUGGACGCUGAAGUUCGACACAUCGUUGAUCCUGACGAGAAGGAUGUUAUAUCGAUAGCGGAGGCGAUGGAAAGAGGAAUACUUGGUGCCGAUGGAAAGAUCAUUCUCGAAAAACAGCAAAAGGAGUUUACCAUUCCCGAAGCUGUCAGGGAAGGACUUCUUACAAAACGAGUGCGCCACAGUAUCUUCGACGUCAGAGGCAUACAAAAUACCCGCACUGGUCAAACCAUGAGUUUCAACGAGGCCUGUGAAGCAGGUGCCAUCAUUCCCAACGCUGAACGUGUCGUUGACCUCGCGACUCAGGAAAGCUACCUCAUAUCUGACAAGAAGGCGACCGCAAUUAUCGAUCAAACAUUGCACGAUCUUCUUGUAAAGCCAGUUGGCAUUAAAGGUGAUCGUGGUGAUUACGAUUUGAACCUCGUGCGAGCGGUUUCUAAGGGCAUCGUGGAUCCUACGAAGGCUGUGUUUUUCAACAAGAACACAAAACACGAGAUGUCUCCUCGUGAGGCAUAUGAUGCUGGCCUUGUGACUCUGCGUGGUGCUAUCCAAGUCGCCGCUCUUUUCGACGUUUCUCCUUCUCUCAUUGCACCGGUGAAGAAAGUUGAGCAGAAGAAGCGUGUAAGCCGUCCAGGACAGACAGGCUUUGAGCUCGCCACGGAUCAAGUCAAGGUGACCCUUGCGGAGGCAAUGAAGCAGGGUCUCAUCGACUCACGUAAUCAACGAUUCCGACAAGGAGACAUCGAUAUGAGCCUUGAUGAUGCUCUAAACCAAGGACUGGUCGACCCAUCUAGCGAAUGGAUCGUACCAUCGAAGAGCAACGGCGUUGGCCCCACAAUCGAGGAAAAGACUACUGAAUCUAUCACAGAAACUGGUCAGCAGUUGGCUCCCAAGUUCUAUCCUGACAAGAACAUCGAGGAAUCUGUGACCACUGUCAAACGUGUGCGUACAACAGAAACAACUGCUCUUGGUGGUCCUGGCGGUGUCUCUGUGUACAGGGCAAUUACCGGAGGCAAAGGAGCCAUGGAGGUGCCUCUCAAUGGUUACCAUAUCUACGAGGCAGAAAGAAAGGGCAUAAUUGAUCUCAGCACUGGCAACAUCACUUCACCCAAUGUGGAUCGCGCAAUAUCGUUUGCGGAUGGCAUUGAGCUCGGUGUGAUCAAUUCUACUUCCAUAUCUGUCAAGGAUCCCAAGACCGGCCGUACAGUAAACAUCAAAGAAGCACUUGAGAAGAAAAUUGUCGGAACCGACGGAUCAAUUUCCUAUCAGGGAAAAACGCUCAGCAUUGAGAAAGCAAUCGAGGCUGGAUACAUAAUCGUUGAUGCCGAAGGCGUUGUCCCCGCAGGAGGUUCUAAGAACAUCAUUCAUAUUCCAUCAGGAGGAGGCCCCGUAAUUAGCUUCCGUCCUGUGGGAGUGCCAAUUGUAGAGGAAUCUGAACAGUCUUGGUCAUUUGAUUCCACCAAAGGAGUACUUGUUGAUCACCUGUCGGGCGAACAUCUAACGCUCGAACAAGCACUCAACUCUGGCAAGAUAACACCUGAAGAUCUUGCUGUUAGAGACGCUCUUACAGGGCGCGAGAUGUCGUUUGCUGAAGCUGAGAAAUGGGGAAUCAUUGACAAAAAGGGAUACUAUCUUGAUAAAAUUGAGAAUAAACGUUUGUCGUUCACUGAGGCUGCGCAACAACAUCGAAUCUACCCCACGGGAGGAGUUCCGGAUAAUGCUGGUGAUGCGGUUCAUACGUCAGUCAAGGUACAGACAAGAAGCCAAGUUGCCAAGAAGGAAGCUACCUCGACCGGUGCACCGCAGACUGAGAAUACUCUCGGUAGAGCGCUGAGUUUGGGGUGGUAUGAUCCGAGAAGCGGCAUGUUCACUCAUCCAGACACGAAUCGUCAAAUGACCCUGAAGGAAGCAAUAAUCAAAGGCUUGUUCGAUCCUUAUGACACUUCUGUUGUGGAUAGGAAAAAUAACAAAACGCUAUCUCUCUUGGAAGCCAUACAGGAAGGUAUCGUUGACGACACUGCUGGUACAGUGCUGGACAACCAAACCGGAAAGAAAUACGACCUCAACUCCGCACUCCAGAGUGGUCUUUUGAAAGGAAAGAGCUUUGGCGAUUCUCUUGAAUCGGGUUUGUUCUCUGGACGUCUUGAUCUAGCCACAGGCAAUUACACACAACCAGGUGGAUCUCCUCUACCAUUGCAUGAGGCUCUCAAGAAAAAUCUCGUAGAUCACAGCUCUGUUGUUGUACGUGAUCCUGCAAGCGGAACUGAGUACUCCUACAAAGAGGCAGUUUCUCGCCACAUCGUGGACCCAGAGCGGGGACUCAUUCAUAAUCAGCAAACUAACGAAGCAACUAGCUUCCCGCAAGCGCUCACCACUGGUCUGAUCGCAGGCGCCGGAUCCACCUCUCGACCCUCGCAUUCGGCUCACAAAAUCGUCGAACAGAAGCUACAACUGACGCCGUUCGCUCCUAAACAGGUGGUGCCCUCAGCAAGCAGGAAUGGAAGUGACAGACAUGAGUAUGUUGAUCUUGGUGGUGGCAAGCAAGUUAUGGUUAAAGUGGUUAGAGGAGAAGGCGGGGUUGAGAAGGGCGAAUACGUUGAUCCCUCGACUGGUAUGAAGUUUACCAUCCAGAUGCACGGCGAUCCUUUCGUCACUGAGACCAAAACGACGGUGAAAAGCACUUCCCAGGUCCAAUCAGUGGAACUGGAGCCACACGCUGAAUUCGUUGGAAUCGAUAAAAUCAGGGAUAAAAGGAAUAACCGUACAAUGUCACUGGAGGAUGCUAAGAGAAUGGGCCUUGCACGAGUGGACAAGAAAGGCAAGCAGAUGACGAAGACCUAUUCUGUGUUCCGAUCGAAUAUCCAGAAUGCUCUGAACAGUGGAGUUCUCGAUGCUCACAUGGAGAAGAUUAGCCUCGAAGAUGCAAUCCGCGCAGGCAUUAUUGAUAUUUGGGAGUUGAGCUACAGGAAUCCCAAAACGGGCGAGUCUAUUCCACUUACGCAAGCUGCUAAUAUGGGACUUGUUGACGUGACACUUGCCGAAACUCUUCCUAAAGGUGUUUGCAAUCCGGCCAACAAUGAGCGGAUACCAAUCAGGAGAGCCAUCGAGAUGGGCAUUAUUGAUCCUCGUACCGGUGAAGUUCGUGAUCCGCACACUCGAAAGCGUUUAACGUGGCUCGAUAUCAUCAAGUCAGUUUAUCAGGCUAUUACCAGUGAUGGUGUGUUCGACCCCACCAAGGGCCAGCGUGUUCCGGUCACCAACGCACUCAAUGAAGGACUGAUUGAUACGAAGACAGGAAAAUAUCAUAACCCUAUUACAUCAGAAGAUAUCGAAUUGAAAGAUGCAGUCGAUCGCGGUCUAAUUGAUAGCGGCACCUACGAUGCAAUCACGAAGCCAUUCUUGCAGGAUUACAGGACGAACCGUCAAGUGAAUCUUAUCGAUGCCGUUGAGGCAAAGCUGAUCGAUCCCAAAAAUAAAACCAUUCAGCUGUCUCGACAGAGUAUUGUUCCAAUCGCGAAAGCUGUGGAGGAUGGACGGAUACCUAGAGAAAUCGGCGAGAAACUCCGUCAAAUUGACAAAUUGAAUUUCGCCGAAGCACUAGGAAAGGGACUCAUUGAUGUCAGCUCGAACAUAUUCACGGAUCCAGACACUGGAAAACAAAUCACCAUAGCUCAGGCUAUUGAACAAGGAUAUAUUGACACAGGCAAUGUUGAAGCCAUGGAAGGUUCCGACGAGAAGAACUUGUGCAAUAUCCUCACCUCUGAGGAGUUCGAUGAGAACUCUGGCAGGAUCCGUGACAAAAAGACCGGUUUGCACCUUACUUUCAAAGAUGCCGUCGAACGCGAUGUAAUCGAUGGUGACUCAUUGCUUCACGACCUCGAAAGUGGACAAACGCUCACACUUAGGGAAGCUCUCUCUCGUAAGAAAAUUGACAACGAUGGAAAGUAUAUCGCUGGAAACCUCAGGAUGACAUUGAGAGACGCAGUCAAAGGAGGCCUUAUUGCGCUCAUCGCAUCGCCUAUGCAAGCUGCCCAAGCAGUUGCUGAAGCGGUGAAACGACGGGAUGCCGAAGGAUACAAGUUCAAGAUCGAGAAUGUGGACGGAGCACAGAGGGGAAGCAGGACAAGUGUACCCAAGUUUAGAGAAGAGAGCACUACCAUACGAUUAACACCUCAAAAACAAGAACCAUCACUCACUGUCAAGAUGAGACACUCGCAGACCAACAUAGGAGAUCGCGUCCACAGCAUCAUCGAUGACCCAUCCACUCUUGCUGAUUUGCAGCACGAGUUCCUCGCGAACUUGGAAGCGAAUCGUUUCGACACUGAUGAGAAAGUCAUUACGAAUCCAUCCGGAGGUCAACGGCUCUCGGUGCGCGAAGCAGCUGAAACCGGCCUACUUGAUGUCCUCACCGGUGAAAUAGUUGUUCCAGACACUGGCCGUCGUUAUUCUAUCCCUAAGGCCGUUCACUUGAACUAUGUACAAGGCGACGCUGCGAAGCGAUUGAUGGAAUCAUUGAACAUGUCUAUCGAGGAGGUGAAUCUGGCUCAGCAGCAGUCUGGUCUUUCACCAAGUGGUGGUGGCGGAGACGGAAGUUCCUCCACCAGGACAUGGACGAAGACGGAAGAAAUCGCACGUGAAGCGGUUUCUCGUCAGAAUGAGCUAACCGAUAUCAUUGCGGAACUGAAUAAAUUCAAAGAGAAUAUUUUUGCGCAACAUCUUAGCUUUGAUCUCCGCCCAGAGACUGCUAACUCUGCUCAGGCCGAUGUACAGAACCUCAAAGAGUCACUGGAUGCAUGGAGAGAUAAGAUCAAUCAGCGAUUGAAAGCAGUGGACACGCUUUGUUACGAAUCUGCCGAUUCCUUGUCACCGGAACAAUAUGCUCUGCUACGAGAGAAAAAGAAUCAGCUUGCUGCCGACUACGAGUCUGUGGUUCGCACUGUGGAGGAUAUUCAUGGAAGAUUAAACGUUCUCGCUAGUCUUCUUAUCGAGUUUUCGUCGAAAACAUCGUCUCUGCAAUCGUGGAUGACUCAUCAGACACGGAGAGCAGGCUCCAUACGGGAGCGAUCAGCUGAUCCGCAGUAUCUUGCCGAGGCUCGUCGCGAGGCGAAAACUUUGUUGGAGGAAGUUGCUCGAGAAGAAAGCAGUCUCAAAGCUAUUGGAGCUUUACUUUCUAAAAUAGAGCAAGAGGUUGACUCACUUUAUGAAUCAGUUCCCGAAACAGAUACCCGUGGGAUACACUCUACAGAAAUCAGGAAUAGUUUCUAUCGCGUUGAGGAUGACUUCUCGGCACUUCAGAAACAGUGUGCUGAUCUCUUGCAGUUCCAGAAUCGUCUUGCUUCCCUAGGAGGUGAACUCAGUGAGCAUUUGAGGAAAGUAGAUGACUGGUUCUUCAACAUUGAAGGAGAGCUCAAAAAAGUUGAUCAGGCUCCUAACUUAGCUGUCGAGCAAAAACUUGCCGCUUUAGACGAUCUCAAUCAGCAGGUUGCUGAUGGACACAAAUAUCUCGAUCAAGUUGAUCAAGCUUCCCGACGUCUUCUAAGUGCUUUAGACGGACUGAAUGCUCAUCCUGAUGUAGCCAGUCGUCAUGAAGUAGAGGCAGGCGAAAGGAAGCGAAGACAUGAAAAUCUAUUGGAUCGCAUCCAGGAAGCGCUGAAUCACGCAACUGCUCAGAAGGCCGCCAGUGAAGGCGUCCGUGAUGCUGUGCUUGCGCUGUUCCCGUGGCUGGAUGAGUUUGAAAGACGAGCUGGAACGUCCAGAGAUAUACCUCUGGUGGAGGAUGGGCUUAACGAACUGAAGCGAGAGGUGCAGCUUCUACAAAUGGAUCUCGGUAGUCGCAUCGCACUUACCAAAGAUCUUGAAGAAGAUCUAAGCAAAUUGUCUGCUUCCAAUCCUCCAGAAUGGAAAGAUGCAGUCGAGGACAAGCUCAAGGAAGCAGUUCAGCGUCUGCAGAGGAACAGCAGCAAUCUCAGGGGCUUUCGGGACAAUGUGAACGAUGCGCUUGAAGGAGUUUUGAAGCUUGAAUCGAACGGAACUUCGAUAAAUCGCUCUUGCGAUUCACUUUCGUCGAAUCUGAAAGCGACGAAUGCUCGCGAUUUGCCUCGAUUGCAGGAAGUUGCUGCAGAGCUAAAUGAAUUGAAAUCACAGCUAUUGGAUAUGCAAAGAACUGCUGAAAACGUUAAACAAAUACCGAAUGUAACGGGAACAGAAGCAGUCGACAUUUACGUUGAUGGAAUAAGGAAUAAAGUUAUCAGUCUGGAUGAGGAACUCCAAGCCAAACAUUCGCAGCAGGCUCAAGUGGGACAACUGGAAAAUGAGUUUGAGAAUGUCAAGCAGAGGUUGAAUGAUUGGUUAGACGAAUUUGACAAGCAAAUCGAUGCCCUCGAACCUAUCUCCAUCCAUCGCGAAAAGCUUCAAGCACAAAAGGAGCAAAUGCAGUAUUUGAUACAAAGGCAUAAAGAAGGGCUAGCGCUAGUAGAAGAACUUGAUUCCGCUGCGACGCGCCUUAGCGCCGCAGAAGAGAGCAGUUAUGCGGGAAAUAGGAUGAGUGCUAUCCCUAGAAUUGCCAUGGAUCUUUUGACGAGGUAUAAUGCUCAAGCAGAUGCGUUAAAAAGGCGUGCAGAAAAAUUGGAUGCGGCUGGACAUAAGGCAGCUGAAUUACAUGCUGCAGAGGAGGAACUGAGUUCUUGGAUUAAAGCUCAGAACAAGAAUGUGUCUGAAUGCGGUGUGCCUACCACAAUGGAUGCUGUUCAGUCCCUUCAAACCACCUUAGACCGACUAACCAAGAGCAAGAAAGCAGAGCAACGACGACUCGACGACAUUCGUCUCCGGGCACGAGAAUUAGCUGGUGACGCCUCUCUACCUGGUGAAGCUCAACAAGUGCUCGAUCGCAGCAAAGCUCUUUCUGAUGAGUGGGAUCAGCUUAGCGACAACAUUGAUGCGAUGCGUGAUAGAGCUAGUCAAGCCGAAAAAUGGGUAGACGGCUAUACGGGCAUCGAAAAAUGGUUGAGUGCUAAGCGUCGUAUGCUAGCUGCAGUAGGAGUGGCAUCUACAGAUUCGGCAGUCGCAAGCAGUCAAUUAGGACAGAUCCAGAUGAUCAGAGCUGAAUUGGAAAGCGAACGAGCAACCUGGGCGAAACUCAACGAUGUCGCACAAAGGCUAUCUUCCGACUCGUCUGAUAGUGCUGUGUCAUUUGCGAUGAUCGAUCUCAACUCCCGAUGGGAUGAUUUGGAAAAGGAACUGUCUGACAGAGAACAAAAUAUUUUGCAGGCGUCGAGUCUAGGAGCAGAAAUCAAGGCCCUUCAGAAGGAAAUCACGAAUGAUCUCAGCGAUUUGGAAUCAGAAAUCGACAGAUAUAGUGGUAUGAUGCCUUCUGAGGUGGAAAGAAAACUGCAUGAACUGUCUGCCAUAAAGUCGCAGCUAGAGGGAUUGCAUUGCCAGAUGGAACACAUGAAUGAUGUCAUAAACUUUUCCAAAAUAGAAUUUGAUCCUGUAAAUAAGGGCGAUCUAGACGAUCAGAUGCAUGCAUUGAGAAAAAGGAUGGAAGAAAUGAAUAAAAGACUUGAUAAUCUCAAAAGCUUGGCACUGUCUUCGAGGAGCGAAGGAGAUGAAAUAGAAAAGAAGCUGGAGGGAUUGCUGGAUCUCGUCCUGAAUGCAAAAUCCGAGAUUGAUCAGGCUGCACCGAUAUCUGCUGAGCCAUAUCGUCUUCAUGGACAGGCGGAAUCGAACAAUGCUCUUUUGGCUAAGAUCGCAGACGUAGAAGGCGAUUUUCCAUAUAUUCGAGCAGUAGUUACUGAACGUUUGAAAAAAGCUCCUGAUGCGGACCUGCAGUCGAAGCUUCAACAACUUUCAUCAACUUGGAAUCCAACUGUUGCUGCUGUUAAGGAGAGAAGCGCUACUAUAGCAAAGGUGCUUGAUCUGAUCCAGCAAUUUGGCGAGCUUGAGAAUUCUAUUCGUGACAGUUUGAAGGAGGAUGAGGACAAGUUCGCCUCUGCCAUAGCAGAAGAUGACAAUGCAGAGAUUCACAGCAAGUUGAAGUUGAUGGAGGAUUCCACUAACAGAAGAAUCGCCGAUGCCGUCACUCUUUCAGCUCUGGCCUCUCGCAUAAUCGCUUCCGCUCCUGGUCCCGAUGCAAACAAAUUUGUGCGUAGUGCAGAGAACUUUACGAAUGACUGUAAUAAUCUUUCCAAAAAAAUCAACACCGCUAUCGAAGCUUCACAGCGUAAGCUGGAUCUUGGCGAAAAGUUCCAUCGUCUUGUCGAUGAAGCGCGUCAGGUAGCCAAAGAAGCAAGACGCGCUCUUGAUUCAGGAAGGGGCGAACUCAGUGGCCCCGAGAAAGUAGCUGCGCUAUUGGCCGAAAUCAACAGCUUUUGGAGUCGCUCCCAACGCGAUUUGAUUACCUGGAACGACGAAUUGAAGAAGAGCAUCAGUCCGCAAAAAGCUGCAGAAAACGAUGGAGCCUUGGAAGAACUCACUGAGGAAUUUGCUGCACUUAGUAGCCAGCUGCAGGAACUUUUGGCUACAUUGGGCGCAAAGAAGGAGGACAUGGAAAGGUUGUGCGAAAGGAGCAGCCAAAUCAAAAAUGACACCAAUGCUUUGUUCAUGGAAGUAAGCGAUAUGGACCCGAUAGCACGAAGCACCGGUGAACUUGAUGCUCAACGGAAACAGGUGUUCGCAUUAGAGGGACAGCUCGAUACCAUGGAAGCGGAUAUGGAGAAAGUUAUGAGCGCUUGGGAUGAUGCUUUAUCAAAUGGCAGCGUUAACCAAACGCAAUGGGCUGCUAAUCGCGCUACAGCUAGCGAUGCUGCAAAGCUCAUCACAAAGGCUAAGAAGAAAUUGACAGAAAGAGCAAAGAAGAUCGACCAGACUGCCGUAGAAUUGGAAGGUGUUCAGAAGAAUGCUGCUGAAAUUAUGCGAGAACUUGAUGCCGCUUGUGAGUCAGAGCUUCUGUCAUCCGCACUCAAGGUUGGUGAACCUGGAACGCAAGCAGAGAAUUUGAAAGCGCUGAAGGAAUCUCUGAAGAAUACUGGGAAACGAGUGGACGACUUCGUUUCUGAUUGCAAGUUACUCAUCCGCACAGCUGGGACUGAAACUGAUACUACAGACUUGGAUAAAACCUUGCAAAACGUUUGUGACAAAUGGUCGGAAGUCUCUACUUCUCUCGCUUCGAAAGAAAGAGAGGUGGAUGCGGCUGUGCAACAGCUUGGACGCUAUGAGGAUGCCUACAAAGGACUUCUGAAUUGGCUGGAAGAAACAGAAGAGAUGAUGGAGAAUCAGAAACCUCCCGCCGCUGAUGCUAAGGUAGCCAAGGCCCAGAUGCAUGCCUAUGAUGUUCUCAUGAAGCAUAUUGAAGACAAGGACUUGAGUGUGAAAGGCUUCUCCACUUUGAUUGCAAAAUUGAUCUCUAUGACCACUGUUGAAGAAGAAGUGAAGUCGUUAAAACAACGUGAUGAGGAAAUACAAAAGAGGUAUAAUGAUCUCGUUGACGCCGCACACGAUCGUCAACAUCGUCUCAUGGAAGCAGUUGACUUGGCAGAACGCCUUUCAGAGGGAAUUGUGCCCCUAGAAGCAUGGCUACACCAGGCGGAGAAACGUCUGAAUGCACUGGGGAAAAUUCCGGCAAAUGUGGAAAAGAUGGAAGAGCAGUUGCGAGAACAGCGCGAUCUCGAUUUAGAAGUCUAUCAGAAAGGCGAAGAAGUCGAUAGAGUUCUUGCUAUCGUACCCAUGCUUUGCGCUGUGGUUAGUGUCGAAGACGCGAACAGCCUUGAAGCACAAGCGAACCAAAUCGCUAGCCGAUACGAGAAUCUUGCGCAUCGUGUGAGACUCACCAAGGAUCUUCUGAAUGAAAUGGCUCUCACCGUCAAUGAUUUGUUCGCGGAUGUCGAUGGGCUGGAAUCAUGGCUUACUGAAAUGGAACAAAGAAUGGAGACAAUCAGCGAAAUAGCAAUUGCACCUGAUGAUUUGAAUGAGCAGAGCAACAUAGUGGGGGAUCUCGUCACUGCUGUUACUGAACGAGAUGAGCAAAUCUCAGCGGUCCUCGGAGUUGGUCGACAGUUAUGCAUGCAGGCUUCCGGUGAUGAAGCUAUAGCAUUGCAGUAUCGUGUAGAGCAAGUAAAGAAAAGAUAUGCUGACAUAAUGCAAGUAGCUGACGAGAAGCUAGCAUUACUAGCAAAGGCAAUUCCGCUUUCUGAACGUUUCCAUGAAGGUUUUGAAGCAGUUAUGGAAUGGGUAGAAGCGAUGGAAGAGGACUUGGUCCAAAUUGAUAGCACCGAUUUGGAAACACAAACACAGCUGGUAUUCACGAUGGAAGAAGGAGUUAGCCAUUGGCGUCCUGAAGUGGAUGAUUUGGUAGCGGUAUCAUCGCAACUGCAAGCGUUGAGCAGUCCUGAUCAGGCCGAGGAAUUAUUCCAGAGUACUACUGAAAUGAAUCGCCGAGUCAACCAAAUAGCUGAGAAGGUGGCCCGUCGCGCUGAACGUCUGGACGUGGCAGAUCGUCAAAGCCGAGCGGUAUUUGAUGAGCUGAACUUCCUUCUGGAAUGGUUCGCUGACGCUCGUGAUCGUGUCGCUGCAGCUGGUCCACCUUCCAUUGAUCCUGAAUUUGCUCGGACUCAAUUACGGAAUCAACUGGUUAUGAAUGACGAUGUCACUCUCAACAAGACUCGUCUUCGUGAGGUUACGGUAGACAUCAAAAAAAUUUGUCGUGAGUUAAGCGGAGAUGGAGGAGAGGCGGUUACAGCAUUGAUAGAACAGUGUGAUCAAGCCAAAGAUUUGGUGGAUGAGGUCACCAAGCUCUGCAUGGAUCGCACGGAAGUGCUCGAAAGAGCUCUGGCACUGUCUCAACACUUGGCAAUCGAAUUUGAUCGCCUUAGUACAUGGCUCGAUCAAGUUGACGACGAGUUGCGAUCAGCUCCUGAACUUACAACGGUCACUCCGUUGCCUCAGCUAAGACAGCAACGAGAACACAAUGCUGAACUUGCCGCGGGAAUCUUGGCAUAUGUGCCGAUUGUGGAACAAUUCCGAAGCGACGUCAGCGCUUUACAAGAGAUUUGCGUGCACGAAGAUGGCGUAAAACUAGGGGAAUUAGCUGAUGAGAUCGUCGCAAAAUAUAAGGAAAUGCGUGCUGCUAUAGAGGCUCGUGGUCAAGCACUCGACAGUAUUGUUGAUGCGACUAGUGGCAUUGGUGAACGUCUGGACAACUUUGCGGAGACUCUCCGUGGAGCUUCCGACCGAUUACGCCAAAAUUACUCGAUCUCCUCUGACCCCACACUGUUGAAAACUCAAAUUGCUGAGAAUCAUGCGAUCAAAGAAGGCCUUCGCGCAAAGCAAUCGGCAUAUACUGCUCUUAAAGAAAGCGCUGCUGAGUUAUUAGCAUCACUUCCACCAGACGAUCCUGCUAGAGAUGAAAUCAUUGGGAAACUCAAGCGGCUAUCAGAAUUAUGGGGCAGCAUAGAGCAAGAAGCAGAAGAUAGGGGCGACUUCCUAGAGUCGAUCUUGGAAAAGGCCAGACAUUUCUGGCAUGAGCUGGAUGAAUGCCAAAAAGCGAUUGAUGAUAUCCGCAUACGUUUGGAAUCGGUUGAACCCGCUGCCGGUCAGCCGGAGCAGCUACAGCUGCAACAGGCUGAAAUGAAGAGUGUGGCGAGUAAUAUGGCAAGCACCGAAAGCAAACUGAUCGAGCUUCGUGAGGCGAGUGCGGCAUUGUCGGGUAUCAUACCAUCUGAGGAACAAACAGUGAUAACUGCUCAAGUGGAUGCUGUGCAAGAUGGAUGGGCCACAAUCACCAAACUCUUUGCCGACAAAAAUCGGGAUCUCGUUGCUGCCAUGGAAGACGCCAUGGUAUUCCACACGGACAUGGCAAGUCUUCUUGCCUGGCUUGAUCAUGCUGAAGCUCGACUCGGAAAAUUGCCACCUGUUGAGGAGCUAAAAAUCGAUGAGAUACCACGUCUUCUUGAGGAGCUGCAAAUGUUCAAGGAUGAGAUGGAUAAGCAAGCUGUGCUGAAGGAACAACUUACAUAUACAGCGAGUCAAAUCGCUAGUGGUGCACCGGCUCAUCAAUCGGCUGCUAUCCGGCAACCGGUUAACAGACUCAAUCUGCGAUGGUCACAGCUAUAUGCUGCGCUUUGUGACAGAGAAAACAGGGUGGAGCGUAUGUUGUUGCAAAUGGGACGAUUGUCGGAAGCUGCUGAUCAGCUGAUCGUCUGGAUGAGAAAGACUCGAGGAACUCUGGAUGAGCUUUCUGUGGCUGCGCCAACUCUUCGUCAGUUGGAAAUCCAGAGAUGCCAACUUAUUGUUGUGUCAAAUGAUGUACAAGCUCAUGAGGCCAGCGUUGCGACGCUGAAUGCCGCUGCUCAGCGCCUACUGCGUGAUGAGCACAACGCCGACGCUUUGGAGAAGAUGAGCCUGAUGAAUAGGGAAUGGAAGGAACUCAACCUUUUGCUGCAAUCGUUAAUGGUGCAAAUGGAGCGAGCAAAAACAGAAGCAGAAAAAAUGGGACGAGAAGCAGAGCAAUGGAUGGUGUGGCUAGAAGAUAUGGAGUCUCAGUUGGCGACCACAAAACCUACAGGAGGGCUACCGGAGACUGCAGAGACCCAACUCGAUGAUUUCAAGGUGCUUCGCUCAGAGAUAGCUCAAAACAAAGCUGCGCUUGAAGCAUACAUCGAAGACGCCAACAAUAACCUUGCCGACCACGAAAACAACGGUCAAACUUGGAUAGGAAGGAAUCAUGCUAUGAUCCGAAACAAAUGGGCCAAAGUAAAAGAGCUCUGCGCUGAUCGCGAGAAGAAGUUACAACUAGCGCUGGAGGAAGCCGUAGCUCUGGACGCAUCUAUGCGCAGCACUGCCGAAUGGUUGACCGAAGCAGAGCAGCGCCUGGCGGCAAUGGAUCCGGUCAGCCGUUUGAUAGACGUAUUGCAAGCGCAAGUUGCGGAAAAUGAUAACUGGGUUGACGAAGUUGUUGUAAGAAAACAGCUGAUGGCGGAACAACAAGCUGCUGGUACACGCCUACAGUACUACUGUGAGAAGAAGGAUGCCAUUCCCAUAAAGAACGGUCUCGUUUCUUUGAAGCAUCGCUUUGAGAAAGUAUCCAGUAGAACUGCUGAGCGCACUAAGCAAUUAAAUACAGCAUUGGAUGAAGCUCGGACCUGGGAAAAAGGUACCGCCAGUAUCCUCGGAUUUUUGGAUGAAGUGGAAGAAAGAUUACCGGGUCCUCAGCCGAUCACAAGUAAUGUUGACAAACUGAAGAACUCGCUGGAGAAAAUCAAGGCUGUGCAAGCAGAUUUAUCCAGCCGACAAGCCGAUUUCGAUACUACUUACAAGCGUGGAAAAAGUCUGAUAGACCGAGCUCCGCGUUCUGAAGUGAAGAAAAUACAGGAAAUAAACGAAAACCUUAGAAAGCGCUGGAAUGCUAUGCUCGAAACAACUAGCCAGAGACGUCAAGCCGCUGAGCAGGUCCUUCUCGACAGCAGCGCCUUUGAUGAAGCCAUCUUGGAGCUGGAAGCAUGGGUGGAUGUUGAACUAGCGAAGAAUGCAGCUAGUGAUAAACGAGUUCUUGGCGAUGUGGACACUGUGAAAUCCCUUAUGGAUGAGCACAAGAAGCGAGAAAAUGAGAGGAGUGCCAAAAAGAGGGCAUGGGAUACCAUUAUGAACAAGGCGGCAAAGCUAUCAGGCAAUGAUAACGAUGAAAAUAGCCCCAUCAAAAGUAUAUGCGACAGAGUGAGUGAGAAAUGGAAACGUUUGGAAGAAGAGGCCCAUGCUCGAUCUGAAGCCCUCGAUGAUGCAACAAAACGAGCCACUGAUUUUGAUAAGAAGGUUCACAGUCUUCUCGAUUGGCUUGUGGAGACGGAAGGGAAACUCAACACAACUGGCGGCGACAUUGCACUAGCAUUGUCUCGCGUAGAGGACGUAAAGACUGAGCUUCAUAACAAUCGCGACAAGAGAGACUCGUGUCUUGAUGCUGGUCGUGAAAUUCAGUCGAAAUGCAAUGCUAGAGCUGAGCAGCCAAUGAAACACUGGCUACGUGUUGUAGAGAACAGAUGGAAGGAAGUCGAGGAGAAAACUUCUGAACGCGAAUUCAGUCUUCUUGAGCAGCAACAUCAGGAUAAAGAACGAGAGGAAGCUCUUUUUGAGCUGCUCGAAUUUGUGGCACAAAAGAGGGAGGAACUGAACAAGAUGCUUGGCAAGCCACUUCCUCAGGAUCUGGACGCGAUGGGCACAGCUCAAACGGAGCAGGAGAAGUUCGAUAACGAAUUGCGUGAAAAACAGCCACAAGUUGAUGCUGCCAUCAAGCAUAAUAAAAAGGGCAAAAGAAAUGCUGCUGCGACCAAACUUUCUGAUGAAUGGAAACAACUGUGGUUGGAUUCCAUCGGCCACCAUACUGCUUUGGAAAAUCAGCGCCAGCUGCUUGAGGAGAUGCGACGAUUAGAAGGAUGGCGAUGGGAGAAUUGGAAAGAGCAGUACGUUGAAUGGAAUGACAAUAGGAAGGCUCGUGUAUCAGAUCUCUUCCGAAGGAUUGAUCGAAGUCAUACCGGCAGUGUACCAAGAGACGUCUUUAUAGAUGGCAUACUAGCCAGCAAAUUCCCAACAUCUCGUUUGGAGAUGAACAAAGUCGCUGAUCUCUUUGAUAAGGGUGAUGGAUUGAUCAAUUCGAAGGAAUUCAUUGAUGCUCUUCGAUUCGAUAGAUCGAGAGAGCUCAAGCCACCAAAUGAACACGAAAAAGUGAAUGAGGAGAUAACCAAGCAGAAGAACGCUUGCAGCUGCUGCCAACAAUUCAAAAUUGAGAAAGUCGCUGAAGGACAUUAUCGUUUCGGGGAUACCCAAAUCAAACGUAUGGUACGAAUUUUACGGUCAACUGUUAUGGUUCGUGUCGGUGGUGGCUGGGAGGCUUUGGACGAGUUCCUUUCAAAACAUGAUCCUUGCAGAGCAAAGGGCCGGCUCAAUAUUGAUAUGUUCUACAAAGACGUAGCUCCCAGUACUGCUAUUGACACUAUGCGUGCUUUCACAAAAGGUCGUCGAAGAACUACAAGCAAUAAUGCGACGGCUGGACCAGUGAUGAAAGUUCGGGAAAAGACCGAAAGAAGCAUGCCAAUGUUUCCGCUUCGAAAGGAUCAUGAAAGCACUAUCGAAGGAUCAGUGACGCGCACUCUCUUGUCAAACAGUCGUGAUUCCAUAGCUACCCCAUCCUCCAGACCACAUUCUCGUGCAUCAGAAUACACAGGAGAUGAGAGACCUACUCGCAUUCCGUCUUUGCGGAAUCAAAAGAACUCAACAGUCAACUCGAAGCCUUGAAUCUUGUCUAUCAAUGAAAUCAUCCAGUAUUAUCAUUGUUAACUUGUUAUUCGUAUUUAUCUUUAUUUCAUCGUUUUUUUUUCAGUUUUUGUCAUUUGUGCAUGCGUUGUUUAUGUACCGGUUCAUUGAUCAAUGUUGCUCCACGUGCUUUUAUUGACGAAGUGUCUUACUUAGUACUUUGCUUAUAUUGUGCUUCCGUUGAGCGGAGCACUUUGAUAGCUUUCUAAUAUUUAUUGAUUCCUAAGUAAAAAC
Messenger RNA from Cylicocyclus nassatus, 20997 nucleotides. The record is from the annotation of a GenBank genome assembly. Lineage: Eukaryota; Metazoa; Nematoda; Chromadorea; Rhabditida; Strongylidae.